AUGACCUCUUACCUAUGCCUCCACUUACCAGAGCCAUGGCAGACAGCAGGUGGAAUCUACCUCUCCACCCUCAUCGCGCAGACGUCUACUCCCACAGUCAUGAUAUGGGGUAGCGCGCCAUACAUCGGCCUCGUUGUCGCUUUCGGAACACGAUUUGGCCCAUCCGAUAUGACUGCAUCCCAGACAUACUGCGUCAUCACUACAGUCAUACUCUUGUACCUCGACAAGGCUGCGACCGCUAUUGGCAAGACUGCCGAACCAAACUUCGAAGAGACUGGACUUCAGCACCGCGCUGUACACUUUGCGCUUGCUUUCUUCGUCCUUUCGGAGCUGGAAUACCACCGACAAUACUACGCUACCAAAAGCUUCAAGAAGUCAGAUAAAUCUUCGUGGCGUUCUUGGGUGGCUGAUGCCGAUCCCUACCAUUUCACUUAG
Alternaria infectoria is the source of this 435-nucleotide messenger RNA. RefSeq lists its product as uncharacterized. The transcript is spliced from 3 exons. The record is from RefSeq and is a predicted model, not a curated record. The coding region runs from base 1 to 435 and encodes 144 amino acids. Lineage: Eukaryota; Fungi; Ascomycota; Dothideomycetes; Pleosporales; Pleosporaceae.